CUGCUCCCGAGACCCAGGGGGCUGCUGCCCGAGGGGAGGAGGACUGCAAGAGCAACCAUAGCGAAUCUGGGAGUGUCAGUUAUGAGGAUUUAUUCGAUUGCUGGCAAGAGCGGCAUCUGAAGAGAAAGUGUCUCUCACAGCCUCUUUGGUAGCUCUUGACCGCCCCAGGCGAUCGCCAGGAUUGAAUGUGGACCCAGGCUGAGUUCUUCGAGAAAGAGGAAAGGAAAUGGUAUUUUGCAGUCAUGGCUUCAGAGAAAAUUUGAAGACAGUAAGGAUUGUAUCCUGGAGCCGCUUUCCCUGCCAGAAAGUCCAGGUGGCACCACCACUUUAGAAGGUUCUCCAUCUGUGCCUUGUAUUUUCUGUGAAGAACAUUUUCCUAUGGAUGAACAAGACAAACUUCUGAAGCACAUGAUUAUUGAACAUAAGAUGGUCAUAGCUGAUGUCAAGUUGGUUGCUGAUUUCCAAAGGUACAUUUUAUAUUGGAGGAAAAGGUUCACUGAACAGCCUGUUACAGAUUUUUGUAGUGUGAUAAGAAUCAAUUCCACAGCUCCACUUGAAGAACAAGACAAUUACUUUUUGUUAUGUGAUGUUUUACCAGAAGAUAGAGUACUUAGAGAGGAACUUCAGAAACAAAGACUGAAAGAAAUUCUGGAACAACAGCAGCAAGAAAGAAAUGAUAACAAUUUUCAUGGUAUUUGUAUGUUUUGCAAUGAGGAGUUUUUCGGGAACAGAUCUGUUCUUUUGAACCACAUGGCCAGAGAACAUGCUUUCAACAUUGGCUUGCCAGACAACAUUGUAAACUGCAAUGAAUUUCUGUGCACAUUACAGAAAAAGCUUGACAACUUGCAGUGCUUAUACUGUGAGAAGACCUUCAGGGACAAAAAUACGCUUAAAGAUCAUAUGAGGAAAAAACAGCAUCGGAGGAUCAAUCCUAAGAACAGAGAAUAUGACCGAUUUUAUGUCAUCAAUUAUUUGGAACUUGGAAAAUCAUGGGAGGAAGUUCAGUUGGAAGAUGAUCGGGAGUUGCUAGACCAUCAGGAAGACGACUGGUCUGAUUGGGAAGAGCGCCCUGACUCUGCUGUCUGCCUAUUUUGUGAAAAGCAAGCAGAAACAAUUGAGAAAUUAUGUGUCCACAUGGAGGAAGCACACGAUUUUGAUCUCCUCAAAAUAAAGUCAGAACUUGGAUUGAAUUUCUAUCAGCAAGUAAAAUUGGUCAAUUUCAUUCGAAGGCAUAUUCACCAAUGUAGAUGUUAUAGUUGCCAUGUGAAAUUCAAGUCCAAAGCAGAGUUAAGGACUCACAUGGAAGAGACUAAACAUACAUCACUGCUUCCUGAAAGAAAGAUAUGGGAUCAACCAGAGUAUUAUUUUCCAACCUAUGAAAACGAUAUUCUACUAUGUACACUGUCUGACAGUGAAAGUGACCUGACAGCUCAGGAACAAAAUGGAAAUAUCACCAUCAUCAGCGAAGAUACAUCUAAACUGCAUGCUUUGAAACAAACCAGUAUUUUGAACCAGUUGCUACUACAUGAGGGCUUGAAAAACUAGAAGAAAAUGCCACAGAAGCAACUUAUCAUGUUUUUCACUUAUGAGACAGACUCAGAAAAAUUGUUUAAAUUUGAACAUCAGCAAAAGAUUAGACCCUGGUGAAAUAAAAUUUUUCAAAAGUACUUUUUAAAAAAUAAAGUGAGGACUUUUUGUAUUUUUGGCUAUAACGUUUUACUAUGUAAUCAUUAUAAAUGAUCUCAUUUCAUUAGACUAGGUUAUCUAUAAUAAGGAGGACAUGUGGGGUGCCUAGUUGGCUCAGUUGGUGGAGCAUGUGACUCUUGAUCGCAAGGUCAUGAGUUUGAGCCCCAUGUUGGAUGCAGAGAUUACUUUAAAAAAAAAUUUUUUUUAAUAAGGAAGACAUGCAAAUCACAAAUGAAGUGUUCAAAUUAUUGAUAAAGUUUUUUUUACUCUAUCACCCAUUCUCCUGCAGACUGGUAGAUGUAAGAAGUUCCAGUAAAUUUGUGUUCAAAAUUAUUUUUUGUCAAGGAUAAUUUAUAAGAAGUACUAUCCCUGUUGUAUCACACCAGGCAUGUAAUAUCCAUGUACCAGUUUUAGGGAUGUGAGAAUUGACAGUCCACUCAGAUGUUGUCAGCCAGUGGAUUCUUAGAAAGUUCCCCAUCGGUCUUUCAUCUAACCAGUUUAGUAUUCAUUGGUAAUUGUUACUUAUUAUUUUUUGUAAUGGCUGCAAAAUGAUGAUUUUUCUAAUUCUAUCAUUUCUUUUACAGUGGGUUCUUUACACAGCAUGUGUGCUAUGGAGCACUGGAGUUUUAAGUUCUAGUUUUCAAUUGUUAGUACCAGUCUGUGUAGGCAGUACCCAAAAACUAAUCUUGAAGUAAUAUAGACUGUCCAGAGUCUCAAGCCUAAUCUCCUGCCAUAUGAUCCAAAAUUGACUGGAUUUGUAAGUUAUAUAGGCUCUGACCAUGGCUUUAGAUUUCCAAGCCUCCAGCUUUGCAGACACCUGUACAAGGCUUUUAUUAAAAACCAAGCAGAGAAAUGCAAGCCCUUAUUAUAAUGGAAAAUGCCUAAUUAAAGACGCAAUUGAUCUAAAUUGA
Messenger RNA from Prionailurus viverrinus (fishing cat), 2597 nucleotides. It is a transcript of the gene ZNF277, whose product is annotated as zinc finger protein 277. The record is from RefSeq and is a predicted model, not a curated record. Bases 379 to 1545 code for a protein of 388 amino acids. The transcript has 13 exons. Lineage: Eukaryota; Metazoa; Chordata; Mammalia; Carnivora; Felidae.